CUUUGCUAGCCUGGCCAGAGCAGGAGGACUAGCAGGAGAGGGGGCCAGCAGGCAAGGGGGACUGGUGAGGGGGCUUGGGGGCCCCCAGGCCCUGUGGGCUUAGGGACAAUUGCCCCCCCUUGUCCAACGGGCCCUAUGCCCCUGUGUCCUGCCUUGUCCUUGGUUGCUGGCAAGACUGGUCUGCGGGAUCUCUGAGAGUUCUGAGGGAGCAGAGCUUUCUAGCUGAGCUCUUUUAUGUCCCUUGGCCCCAACUACCUUUCUUAGGCUCCACCCCUCUGCUACAGAGGGUGGAUCCUUUAUGGGGCAGCCCCCUGGGCCUGGAGCAGAAGUGUCUGCUAUCUCACCGCUGCCUCUGAGUUCCCUUCAUCAGCAAGCAGGCACAGAAAGGUGAGAGUCUCCUGAUACAUCUGAGUCCAACCCCUUGGGCUGUUCCUCUAAGUCAUUCAAGCUGUACUCUCCAAAGGAGCCCCCAAACGGCAACGCCUUCCCCCCCUUCCACCCGGGCACUAUGCUGGAUCGAGAUGUGGGACCGACUCCUAUGUAUCCACCAACAUACCUGGAGCCAGGGAUUGGGAGGCACACACCAUAUGGCAACCAGACUGACUACAGGAUAUUUGAACUCAAUAAGCGGCUGCAGAACUGGACAGAGGUACAGUGCUGUGGGUGCAGGGCAGCUGGAUUGGAGAAGGAAUGUGACAAUCUGUGGUGGGAUGCUUUCACCACUGAAUUCUUUGAGGACGAUGCCAUGUUAACAAUCACCUUCUGUCUGGAAGAUGGACCAAAGAGAUACACAAUUGGCCGCACCCUGAUCCCCCGCUACUUCCGCAGCAUCUUUGAAGGGGGUGCUACUGAGCUAUACUAUGUCCUGAAGCAUCCGAAGGAGUCCUUCCACAACAACUUUGUCUCGCUUGACUGUGACCAGUGCACCAUGGUUACCCAGCAUGGCAAACCCAUGUUCACCCAGGUGUGCGUGGAGGGCCGCCUCUACCUGGAGUUCAUGUUUGAUGACAUGAUGAGGAUAAAGACGUGGCACUUCAGCAUCCGGCAGCAUCGGGAACUCAUUCCCCGCAGCAUCCUCGCUAUGCAUGCGCAAGACCCCCAGAUGCUAGACCAGUUGUCCAAGAAUAUCACCCGUUGUGGACUUUCAAACUCCACACUCAACUACCUCCGACUAUGUGUAAUCCUAGAACCAAUGCAGGAGUUGAUGUCGCGGCACAAGACCUACAGCCUCAGUCCUCGUGACUGCCUCAAGACAUGCCUCUUCCAGAAGUGGCAGCGGAUGGUGGCGCCCCCUGCUGAACCUGCACGUCAGCAGCCCAGCAAGCGCCGGAAAAGGAAGAUGUCCGGAGGCAGCACCAUGAGCUCUGGUGGCGGCAACACCAACAACAGCAACAGCAAGAAGAAAAGCCCAGCCAGCACCUUCGCCCUCUCCAGUCAGGUACCUGAUGUGAUGGUGGUGGGCGAGCCGACCCUGAUGGGCGGGGAAUUUGGUGACGAGGAUGAGCGCCUUAUCACACGGCUGGAGAACACACAGUUCGACGCUGCCAAUGGCAUUGACGACGAGGACAGCUUCAACAACUCUCCCGCACUGGGCGCCAACAGCCCCUGGAACAGCAAGCCCCCCUCCAGUCAAGAGAGCAAGUCUGAGAAUCCGACGUCGCAAGCAUCGCAGUAAAGUCCCUACCCACGGCCCAGCCUGGCCAGUACCUGACUGGGCUGGUGCCCCCACGGACUGAGUCGAAACCGUUCUACCUGGACAUUUGUGAAGAAGAGUGGCUGGCUGGCUGGCUGGCGAGGUAUCGGGGCCGAUGGGCACUGCAGCCCCAGCCUGCCCACUUACCUGCCUCCAGUUGGCCUGACCACCACUCCCUGCUGUCUGCACUCUUGGCUGGGCCCUGUAGGGCAGACUUGGGGCACUGGGCCCGUUGGAGCCUUGAUCUCGUGGUUGCCCAGCAGAAUUUUAAUUCCUUCUCCCUCCUCACCCAUGCCUCCCUGGACACCAUGAACGACACUCCUGUGGGAUGGUGUCCCAUUUUCAUUAUGCAGCCCCUCAGAGCCUGACAGCUUGGCCUGGUUGGCAGGGAACACCUCGGGAGGAGGGAGGGAGGGGCUGGAGAGUUUGACUGAAUGUCUGCCUGGGCCCAUUUUAUCAGCCCAGUUCUAUAUUUGGCCUCAAGGGGGCUCCCUUCCAGCAGGAGAGCCUGCCAGCAUCCUGUAGACAACUCUAUGACUCACACUGGGAGCAGCUAGGAUUUCGUGGGAUGGGUCUCAAGCAGUCCCUCCUGGCUGCCGUAGAUGUGGUAGUGCAAUGACUCCUGCUUGCUCUGAAGAGCCCAGAAAACCAAUGUGGGAGGGGGUGGAGUGGAGAUUUAACACCUCCUGGAAUGUGGUUCGAAAACCAUCCUGCAACAGCAUGGAACGGGCACAGUAUCCCUUUCAAUCUGAUCUUUGGGGCUUAGGACCAGCCCUCUGCCUAGCCUGGCCCUACCGAAAACUGCAAUCCUGACCCCUCCCAAUACUUUGGGUUUUUUAAAAAAAGAAAAAAAUAUUAUUAAAAUUGUAACUUUAAAUAAUAAUAAUAAUAAAAAAAUCUGCCCUCCCUCCCUAUUUUUCCCCAAUCCUGAUUUUUGUACAGGCUUGUCUACCAAUUGGGAGUCUUGGUUUUUAUAUACAGUUCUGAGAGCUUCAAACCAAGGAGAGACUUUGCAGACUUCCUUUAUACAUCUUUUUGAGGACAGCAUGGCUGCCCCACUUUGCCCCUCUGUGUAACUCGUGUGUGCUGCUGUCCCUACUUCCCACCCACCCCCACCCCAUCCCCUUCGGGUUUGUGUACCUCGUGCUUGUAUAUUUCCGCGCUGUAGGCCGUGUGUAUGAUACUGUUCUUUCACUGUGUUCUCACUAAUGCAGCCGCCCCCAACAGUGGUCGGGGGAGUUCAUCAUGAUGGGCGUCCUUCCUGGGAAGCAGGAGAGCUCAGAGGGUACUGUCACCAAUUUACAGCAGUGCAGAAAGUGUGGAACAGGACUGGCAACGGAAUCCCUUAUGGAACAUGGCCUGGGGAUGGAAACGGUCUGUGUUUUGUAAAAGGGGCAGCGGGGUGGUCAUUUCCUCCAUGCCAGAGCGAUGCUCUAGACAACUGUUUGGCAUAUGGAUUCAUUCUUUUUUGCAGAGAGUGACGGGGCUUGCAAGGUCCCCAAGCAAAGAGGACCUGUUGUCCUAACCCCCUUAUGUUUGGGUGUCACUCCUCCUCUCUCACCGGUGUUCCCUACUCCCGUUUUGUCGUGUGAGCUCUGGAAGGAGGAUUCGUACUAUGUCAUGGCGGCCUCAAAGGAGGCUUGGUUUUUUCCAUUUUGAGAGAGGAGUACAGAGUGGCAUAAAGUGUUUCUGUCACCUCCUGGCAUGGCCUUGUUGGGGGAGGCGGCAUUUACAGGGCACAGUCUUCGCCAUCAUGGCAGCCAUCCCUCCACCUUACUGAGGAGUUUUGUCCAAGCUGACCCCCCAAGGUUCUUCUCCUUCGCACAGGGGUUCUCCAUCUUUGGUCCCCAUAUGCUUUUGGACUACAGCCCCCAUCAUCCCUUGCCAUGAUGGCCUUCCAGUGUUGCUGGGGGCAAUGGGAGUUAUAGUCCAACAUCAUCUGGGGACCCAAGUUGGAGAACCCCAGCCUUCACAGGAUUCUUGCCAUCAACUUGCCUGAGAGCAGUCGUUGCUCCAAGGUGGUUUCUGCAGCCAUGGGGCAUGGCUUUCCAUCUGAGUCAUGCGCUGGAAUCCCAGAAUGUAUCCUCUUCCCUUGGAGGAGCCCAGCUGGGUCAGCCUGCAGCAUGGUCCAUGGGGGGUGGGGUGGGGGCAGUCACUUAUCUUCCUGGGUCCCAGAUGCUCUCUGCUGCUCUGCCCCCAGGGAGCAGGCAGUACAAUGGCCAGAACUCUCAACUUGCAGGGCAUCUUCUGUAUCCUUUUUGUACCUAAAAGAUACGAGUGUCACGUCCCCCAUUGCUGUGGCUCGGCAUGAACUGGUGACGUGUACUCCAUCCCCUCUCCCCAACCUUUGCCCUUCCCACCCACCACCUCCCCCGGGGCACUGUAAAGCCUUUUUUUGUUUUGUUUUUUUGGGUUUUUUUUUUUUUUUGCAUAGUUUGUGCCAUUUAUGGUCAUGUAUGGUACCAAUAAAACAACUUUUCGGUU
Hemicordylus capensis (graceful crag lizard) is the source of this 4177-nucleotide messenger RNA. RefSeq names its product LIM domain binding 1 (gene LDB1). Gene Ontology annotation, cellular component: transcription regulator complex; nucleus. Gene Ontology annotation, biological process: nervous system development; negative regulation of transcription by RNA polymerase II; positive regulation of transcription by RNA polymerase II. Gene Ontology annotation, molecular function: LIM domain binding. The transcript has 11 exons. The record is from RefSeq and is a predicted model, not a curated record. The coding region runs from base 509 to 1675 and encodes 388 amino acids. NCBI's taxonomy places the organism in Eukaryota, Metazoa, Chordata, Lepidosauria, Squamata, Cordylidae.